ACCAACACCGAUUUUGCUGCAGUUCUGGUUCAGACGGUAGCCAAGUUGAGUCACAAGGUUCUGUGUGUUGUAUUCAUCUAAUAGUUAUCGUGUGUUUUGAAUGGUAUCUGGCAUGGACCCGGUGAAUGAAAGCGACGUCCGAAACGGCGCCGCGGACGCCCAGACGACGCUGCCCCAUGCCAGAGACGCUAGACAAUCGCCGAAGUUCAACCAGGUGUUGCUGCAGAGGAAUUCUACGUCUCCUUCUGUUCCUAGGAAAAUUAUGAGCAAAAAUCACAACAAUACAAUUUUUCCAACAUCAUAUCCUAGCAACCUGGCUGAACUACAACUGUUUCGAGUGAUGCAAAAUGCAUCUUUACUAGUUUACUACGACACCUUGUUAGAAAUGGGUGGAGACGAUGUCCAGCAACUUUGUGACGCUUGCGAAGAAGAAUUCUUGGAGAUAAUGUCUUUAGUAGGCAUGGCUUCGAAACCUCUUCACGUCAGAAGGCUACAAAAAUCCCUUCAUGAGUGGGUUGGUAAUCCUUCCAAGUUUAAACUACCACUAGUCCCAGGGGAUGAUUAUGAAUUAGAGUUGUCAAGUCCAAGAGUAACUAGCAAUCACGGUUUCUACACUAUGGACAAUACUGACAGCACCAGAACAAUCUAUUCACCUUCACCAGGUGACGUUUGUGCCUUACCUUCUGUAGCUAGUCCAGGACUUUCUCUCAACAAAAGGCCUUACUCUCCCUUAGAUACAGCUUGUCCUCCAUCUUCUAGCUCAAGUCCAGGAAGUUGUAUGUCUGUACAACUAACACCAUCACUUAUGGAAUCUCAAAUAUCCAAAUUAGCUGCUGCUGCCGAAAGGCUGAGUAGAAAUCUUCCACAAUACGAACCAAAACCUCACAAUACCAAAAAGAAAGUUUGCAAAGAGUUGGAGUUAGUCAUGUCAAUGCCUGAAAAUGAUCCAAGGAGAAUGGAUGAGAUAAGAAGGUAUGCAGCUAUAUAUGGAAGAUUUGAUUGCAAAAGAAAACCUGAAAAACCUCUCACACUUCAUGAAGUGUCUGUAAAUGAGGCUGCAGCGCAAAUAUGUAGGUUCAUACCUGCUUUGUUGACAAGAAGAGAUGAGCUUUUUCCUUUAGCUAGACAAGUUGUUAAGGACUCUGGCUGCUAUUACUCGAAAACACAAUUAUCAACAAUGUAUAUGAAUAAGCACUUAAACCAUGAAGAGAUGGAUAAUUCGAAUUCGAGAGAUAGUCCAAGAAUACACGAUGGAGAAAUGCCGUCAAAAAAAGCCAAAUUAGAUCUAGUUGAAGGGGAUGAUCGACGGCAGGAGUCUGAAGAUGGUAUACUUAUAAGAACUUCCCUACAUUCAUUAUUUCAGCACCAUUCUAGAAAUACUUCACAUAGUUAUAGAGAAUCUAACACUAGGAAAGCCUCGAUGAUUGUAGAUAUUGAAGAUGCAGAUUCUAGAUACUCAUAUAGUAACUGCAGUUCCCCCCAGCGAAAAAUAGAGGACGAUGAAGAUCUUGAAGACAGUAAUAAAUACUCACCAAAGGUACAAGUCAUAGCUGCUAGUGGAGAUAAUAUUAUAGCUGUAGCUAAUCCAGCUCUAGCUAUGUCAACUGCUAUCAUCACACCUAUUCCCGAAUGCAGAGAAACAGCAAUAAUCAAAAAGGAAUGACUUCCAUUUAUAUUGAAGUACAUAAAUGAAUUGUUUAUAUUUAUUGUGGACACUAACGUUACAUUAAGACUGAAAAUGAAUUAUUCAAUAAGAGAAUAUUUACUGAAACCGAAAAACUUGUUGAACAUACUGAAUUUGGUGGAUGUAGAGCAGAAUUAAAUUAAAUUAAUUAAGUUUUUUGUUUAAUGCAGACUGAAUAUUAGAAUUUGAAACUUAAAAUCUUCUCAAUUCUCUUAUACAUGGUGUUCGCGAAAAUGUGGGAAAUCUCUCGGAUUCAGAUAAAACAUGAAAAAAUAAGAUGACAAGUUCCCAUCAUUUUUUUUCCUAGCGGCCCUACGGAGAAACGGCCUCCUGAAUGAGGUCACUGGAAAUCCAUUUUAGUGGAAUAACACUUUUCAAUAUAAUUUCAAGAAAAUUUGAUAUGAUGAACGGUAGUAAGGACCUCUUAAAAUACGAUUCCAUCAUUGUGUACCUAAUACAUCGCAUCCACCAUUUUCAAAUUUGAAUGUUAUAUCAUGUAAGUUGGUGUUGCAAUUGAAACCUCUGUGAUUUACCUUGAAAUUCUCAAAUGACUGAUACCAUUUUAUAAUAAUUAAAAAUCCAAUAUAUCUAAUGUUCCACUCAUAUUAUCAACAUAAUUCAAUUUUUUCCUUGAUAAAUAUCUUUCUUAAUGUUACGAUGAUACGUGUAAAAAUUGACAUAUAUUUUCAUAGCUUAAUAUUAUUGUAUUUUUGUUGAUAAAGUUGUAAGUUCUUAAA
Harmonia axyridis is the source of this 2421-nucleotide messenger RNA. It is a transcript of the gene nab, whose product is annotated as NGFI-A-binding protein homolog. Gene Ontology annotation, cellular component: nucleus. The record is from RefSeq and is a predicted model, not a curated record. The transcript is spliced from 8 exons. Lineage: Eukaryota; Metazoa; Arthropoda; Insecta; Coleoptera; Coccinellidae. The coding region runs from base 101 to 1663 and encodes 520 amino acids. Gene Ontology annotation, biological process: negative regulation of DNA-templated transcription. Gene Ontology annotation, molecular function: transcription factor binding; transcription coregulator activity.